Octopus bimaculoides (California two-spot octopus) is the source of this 3958-nucleotide messenger RNA. RefSeq names its product lateral signaling target protein 2 homolog. Gene Ontology annotation, molecular function: metal ion binding. Lineage: Eukaryota; Metazoa; Mollusca; Cephalopoda; Octopoda; Octopodidae. Gene Ontology annotation, cellular component: early endosome membrane. The record is from RefSeq and is a predicted model, not a curated record.
AAUUGAGCUAUGUGAGUGCAAUGGUUCCUGUGAAGACAAUGAAAGAAUAUGAUAUAUUGCAAGAGGUGACUGUUUUGUUUUCAGAAACUGUGCAUAGAUCACUAAAGUUAGGUCUUCUUACUCAGGAGAUGAUAGAUGACUAUGACCCUGCACUAAUGUUCACUAUCCCUCGAUUGGCUAUUGUUUGCGGUCUUCUUGUAUACCCUGAGGGUCCACUAAAUCCAGACAUGGAAACUAGCAAUAUGUCGGAGAUGUUCCGUCCUUUUCAGCCCCUCCUUUAUAAAAUAAGAGAACUUCUUUACACUCUCAGCCGGGAUGAAUUAUUUACCUUAGAGAAGGCCCUGUGCAGUGCAGAUGAACCAGAGAUAGACCUGUCGUCCUCGUUGAUUCAUCAGUCUGAUAUUGACAGCCAGUCACAGGUGUCUUGUCAAACAGAAAAAGUUGCAUCUAUGGAUGCCCGGUUUUUAACCAUCUCUCCACUAACUCCUGCCCUCUACCAAGACUCCGCUGCUUGUCAGGAAGAUAUUUUGGUCCAUUCGCCCAGCUCAGGUAGCCCAGUCACUCCAGAUAGUGAGGGUGAGUUUAGUAUUGGACAGAUGAGUCAUUCUCCAUCUGUGGUUACCAUAAUACUCAAAGGGUCACCUGCCAGUGACCACCGAACUGUUGAAAGUGUAGAGAUUUCAUCUCUGAACAAAUGUGCCAGUAAAGACUCUGGUUUUUCUAGUGAGAACAUUGGCUCCAGUGGGAGCCUGAGCAAUCCGGUGUCAUCAUGUGAUGAUGAUGAUCACCACAGUUCUGCCGAUUGUGCCAUGGACACUAGUAGCAAUAGCAGUAGUAAUAGUAGUACCAGUAGUAAUACUAACAACAACAACAACAACAACAACAACAACAUUCCAAAUGACAGAGUUGAUGCUGCCCAGGCUAGUUGUGGAGCUGAACUUUGUGACACAGCAAGUUUACCAGUAAAUCCAUCUUACCAGUCACCAUCACAGCUUCAACAAGAGUCACAUUCAUUAAGCUAUCAACACUCUUACCCAUCCUCACCAUCAUCUACUCCAUCCCCUAAACAAGUUCGACACAAACCGGAGGCUUGCGAGAGCCCCAACACAUCCACAGAUAUUCUGACCACACACCAUGAUAUAACUGACCGCCUGGUGAGCCAGAACCUGUCAUUGCCCUCAUUCAUGCCACCCUCUUCAUCUCUGUCACCCCAGCUCCCUUCCACUAUGGAUAUACCGCCUGCAAUGACCCAAAGUUGGCAGUAUGAUAUUCAGUUUGAAAUUCCUCGUAUAUCAAUACAGCCGUCGAGUUCUGUCGAGGAUAUAGAUGCUAUACAUGAAGUAGGACUGCAGCAGAAGCAGCAGAAGCAGGAUGUGCAACAGAAUUCUUCAUCUUCACCUCCAUCACUGUCACAGCAGCCACAACAACAACAACAACAACAGCAGCAGCAGCAACAGAGUAACCACAAACAAGUUCACUCAGCACACAACCCAAGCCAUGAUCAUCUAUUACAAGAGUGUGCUGAAUCAGCUGCAACAAUCCGGCCAUCAAGUCACUACUUAGGGAGCUGUCGUCGCAGCACAGAAGCAACGAGCCAUGCUGGAGGAGACCUCAUCAAGAACAAGCGGAAAGUGUGCCACUCGAAUCGCGUCACGGAGCCAGACUGCAAAGGAACAUUGAAGUUCAGUACAGCAAUGAAUGCUUGUGCCCUUGAAAAGUUCCAACACAAGGCUGGCAACCCCUACCGUCGGGGUAGUGUUGGCGGCGGUGGUGGUAGCAGUGUGAGCCAUGGUGCUAUGUUACCAGAUGACUCGGAAGCCUGUCUGGAAAUUCCAAGGAUUCAACGGCUGCGCUAUACUGAGAGCAUCAGUUCAACCUGCUCCAGUUGUCGCAGUGGAUGCAGUGUUGGUAGUGACUGUGAGUGGGAUCGAGAAAGUUGUGCCAGUAGUGAAACGAGUUCGUAUAAUUCUGAUUGCCAUGAUGAUGAAGAGAUAGCACUUGCUAUCCAAGCUGCUGAACUAGCUUCCCGAAAUGAAGCCCGUUCACGCUUUCAAAACAGUAGUGAUCUCAUUCAUCGACUUUUUGUAUGUAUAUCAGGUGUGGCUGAUCAAUUGCAGACCAAUUUUGCCAGUGAUCUACGCAGUAUACUUAAGGCAGUUUUUGAUAUUAACUGUUCAGAGCCUUUAGUAAUGGCUGACAAUGCUAUCGAGAGUGGCUCUCAACUUUACACAGCCAGCUCCAAUCACGCAAUGGGAAGUGUAGGUGUACCUCAUCACAUUGCUGCUUCUGGCUCAACGGGUUCGCCAUCUCCUCCAUUAUUAGCUCGUAGUGCCAGCAGUGAUGAUGAACAACAUCUUGAACAGUAUGCACGCUCAAGGUCAUUCCAAGAACCACCUCCUUGGGUUCCAGAUGAACAGUGUCCCCACUGUUCUUCUUGCAAAGCCCCCUUCACCUUCGUGAAGAGACGACAUCAUUGUAGAAACUGUGGCAAGGUAUUUUGUUCUCGAUGCUCAGCUAACUCUGUUCCAUUGCCGCAGUAUGGACAUGUGAAGCCAGUGCGUGUCUGCAAUCAUUGUUUUGUAUUUCAAGUGACUCAUUUCACCGUGCAAGAAGAGUGAGCACUUGGUACUCCAAAGUGAUCCAAUUAGCUUAUCAGGAUGAACUUUAUCAGUUGGUUCUCUGUUUUCUCCAAAAAGCAGAUGGUCCUUCCAUUGUUGUCCAACUGGUUCUGAUGUUGAGCGUAACUUUUAGCUACUCCAUCACGACAUGACAGUGUGAAUGGAGGGGAGCUUGGGAUAACGAUGCUGACUGGAUUAACUCUGAAUUUCCUCGCCCUGGCAUAAAGACGGUGUGCAAAUUCAAGUCAGAAUGUACCGACUUUUUUCUUCUUUCCUUAUCCCUUCCCCACACUAAUUGGUAGCACAAGAACGUGUUUGUGGUGGUGGGGAGGGCUCCUCUUGUUGGGUGUUCCAUGUAAGGUCUACAGCACUUUCAUUGCAAACUAAUUCCUUGGACACCUCAAGCUGAAAACUUGAUAAAAAAGCAUUCUCUCCUUUUCUGAUUUUUUUUUUUUUUGUUUUGUAUGUUAUUUCUCAAAAAAAUCCAUGUAAGAGCGUAAUUACAUUUUGUUAAUAGAAUUUUGUCUUAUGAAAGAAAUCUGGGAAAAAAAAAAGAGACAAGUAAAAAGAAAAAAAAUCAUAUAUAAUGAAGCUGCAUCUAUUUUUUUUGUAUGUUUAAAAACAUAUAUUAGCAAUAUUUCACCUGACCAGUGGAAAAUAUGGGAUUUAUUUUAUCCCCAAACCAAUACCACAACUGUGAUGUCUUCUAUAACUGUUUGCAGUUCAGAUUUUUGUUUUUGUAUUUUUAUUUUAAACUCCAACUCAUUAUUUUUUUAUUGUUUAUGUUCUGUAAAAGAAGUGAAACAAAAAUUUUUUCUAUUAUAAUUAUUACUGCUCGUUUUACGAAAUUAAUCUUCUUACUUUGCAAAUUUAGUUAAAUGGCUCUUAAGAAAUAAUUGGACAAAUGUGAGAUUUAAGAAGCGGGGUACAUUGAUGAUAAGGCACUGGUAAUGGUGGUGGGGUACACAGUAAUUUCUCCAAUGCUUAGAGAUCUCUUUUCAUCAAAGAAACCAAAACUGAAAGAUGGAUUUCCAGUUUGAUCCUACCAAUACUAGAGUUUGUUUAUCUCUUUGCUAUUUUCAAAGCAACAAAAUAAUGCUAUCAACAUGUUUUAGUCUACUAAUGAAGAUAUCUAUCUAUAUGUGUCUGUAUGUAUAUAUGUACAUACACUAAUUAUGUGUGUGUAUAUAUGUGUGCGUGUGUGUGUGUGUAUGUAUAUAUAUAUAUAUAUAUAUAUAUAUAUAAAGUGGAAGUGUUGAAUAUAACAUAUUUCCCUCUCCCAUAAAAUUUGUUUCUCAAAAUUAAACUUAUAAUAAAGGACACAUCUAUCAUUGAGUUUA